GUUGAUGUUCAGUGUGUAUUUCACUGAUGUUCUUCUCACAGUGGACCAGUUUAUUUCAGCAGGAGCUGGAGACAGAGGCUCAGUCACUAGUCUUCGUCAAACGCAUGGUGGUUGUAGCAGUAUCCUCCAUCACCUAUCUGCGUGGGAUAUUUCCAGAGGACUCCUACAGAUCCAGAUACCUGGAAGAUUUGUGCAUCAAAGUUCUUAGAGAGGACUGUUCAUGCCCUGGAGCCUGCAAGCUCAUUAAAUGGCUGAUGGGAUGUUUCGAUGCUUUGGAGAAGAGAUAUCUACAAAUUGUGCUUAUUGGGGUGCACACAAAACCAGAUGACAGCAAUCAUGUCAUUGAGUCCUAUCAGUUUAAGUUCAGGUACACAGAGCAGGGACCGCAGAUGGACAUCUUGAGGAAUGAGAAUGUGGAAGUGAGAGUGACCAUGAUGGACACUAAGAACGCUUCAACCCUCCUGAUUAGGAAGCUGUUCCUCCUCAUGCAGAAUCUGGAGGCUCUGCCAAAUGCUGUUUACCUCAGUAUGAAACUCUACUACAAUGAUGAUGUCACUCCCCCUGAAUAUGAACCACCAGGAUUUAAGGCAGGUGUAUAUGACAGUCUGUGGUUCGAGGGAACUGCAGUGCACUUUAGAGUGGGUGAUCUACAGUCUCGCUUCCACACCAUGAAGCUGCGUGUGGCGGCAGCACAGAGUCGUCUAGGAAAGCUACAGGAGGGUGGCCGACUAAGUGAGAAUGAAGGGGUGAAGGAAACACACACUCACUUGAAAGUCAGAGCAGCAGAAAAGGUGACCAGAGACUGCUUUGAUCAGGAUCUGCCAUCUGAGGAUGAGUCCGCCGCACAGUUUAAGCUUCCCAAAAAAGCUAUCACAAAGAGGAAAACUGUGGGGAGCAAACUGACAAGGAGGAAAAAGAAGAAAUCCCUUUAAAAAUUAUAAUCAGUUGAUAAUACAUUUAUUUAGAGAAGAAACUGUAAGAGUUUAUGCCAAUGUUUAAAAAUCUAAUGGUAGUAUACGUUUUGCAUAUGUUUUGACCGAGUGAUUAGUUCUUUCUCAUAUUUUGGGAGAAUUUUUGAAGAUCUCGAGUUGGUAUUUGUAAAGAAUGUUUGAAACGUCCCUUUUUCUUCACUUCAAUGUACAAACAAUAUUGCAAAAUGCAUAACACAUUAGCUGUUCAUUUCAGGUCAGAGU
Messenger RNA from Myxocyprinus asiaticus (Chinese sucker), 1193 nucleotides. It is a transcript of the gene zte38, whose product is annotated as zebrafish testis-expressed 38. Bases 27 to 932 code for a protein of 301 amino acids. Lineage: Eukaryota; Metazoa; Chordata; Actinopteri; Cypriniformes; Catostomidae. The record is from RefSeq and is a predicted model, not a curated record. The transcript has 11 exons.